UGAAAAACGCCUGAAAAUUUGUCGUGUGAAUGCAGAGGCAGCAUGAAUUCAUACACGUCGAGACUUGAGUACACAACACAUGUGAACACACACAUACCUUGGAGCUGUCACAAUAACGAAACAAUAAAUCGAAGAAGCGAGAGCCGUUGGUGAAGUCGGAAGGUGUGAAAUGGGCUUCGAAGUUCAUCGGUUUCAAGGCGAGGUCGACGAAGAACUUCUUUGCCCGAUCUGCUCCGGCGUUUUGGAGGAACCUGUUCAGGCUCAACUCUGCGAGCAUGCAUUUUGCCGGGCUUGUAUAAACGAGUGGAUCAACCGCCAACCGACCUGCCCUGUCGACCGAGCGCCGAUAACGUCUGCGCAGCUGAGGCCUGUACCUAGAAUCCUAAGAAAUUUGCUUGCUCGAUUAUGCAUUGGCUGCGACAAUACGAUAUAUGGAUGCCAAGUUGUUGUAAAAUUGGACUGCCUUGUCGCACACCUUGACGAAUGCGAGUACAAUCCAAAACGGCCAAUGCCAUGCGAGCAAGGCUGUGGAUUGAUAAUACCGAAGGACGAGCUGAAGAGUCAUCAUUGCAUACGAGAACUUCGCAGCCUGAUACAAUCGCAGCAACAAAAGUUGACCGACAUGAAAAGAGAACUGGGAGAACAACAGUUUCAGAUUAAUGAACAAAAACGGGAAAUACACUUGCUCAAGGACUUUAUGAGAGCCAUGAGAGUCUCAAAUCCGGCCAUGAGAGCUAUCGCCGAUCAAAUGGAACGCGACGAGGUUGUCAGAUGGUCCGCCACGCUUCCUCGUGCCAGAGUAACUAGAUGGGGGGGUAUGAUUUCUACACCUGAUGAGCUGUUACAGGUAAAAACAAUGAUCAAGAGAACACUAUCAGAAUAUAAUUGUCCGCCGCAUGUGAUUGAUGAACUGAUGGAAAAUUGUCACGAAAGAAAAUGGCCACCUGGAUUAAAUUCUUUGGAAACAAGGCAGAGUUCUCGGCGUCAGUAUGAAAAUUAUAUUUGCAAAAGAGUACCUGGUAAACAGGCUGUGCUGGUGCUUCAUUGUGAUAACACGCAUAUGCCGGAAGACAUGAUGGUAGAGCCAGGUUUAGUUAUGAUUUUUGCUCACGGUAUUGAAUGAACAAACUGAGAUAAGAAUCUGCGUCGAAAUUUUACAAAAACUGUUCAAUAUGGAAAGGAAUUUUAGUUACGAAUGAAUUUCGAACACAGUUUCCUUUGGUGUAAAAAAAUCAUUACCAAUCAGCUCUUGUCAAUGUUAAACAAACUAAUGAAUCGGAGGUGAACGAUACUCUGAAAAAAAUUAAUCUGUUGUAUAAAAUGCACAAAAAGCUGCAGGUAUCGAAAGUUAUUUUCGAGGCGCAAAACUGUUGACUGUACAGAAGUGUUGUACAGAUAUUCUUGUGAGUUGUUGAGUGAUAUUUAUGCUUUUUUACUUUACCAAAUACCUUCUUCAUCCGUGAAUCCAAGGUACUAAAGGUAUAACGAGUAAGACAUAAUAAAAAAAACAAUCGUAAGAAUUCUACUACUGAAAUAGUGAAUAUAUAAAAUACAAGCCAUGGUAUCGAAGCAAUUUCUCAGUGAAUGCUGGGGUAUUUUGUAAAUGUCCUAUGAGAUGUCGAUAUACUCGUCGAUAUGUAGGUAAUAUUUAUCGACAAACUGAAAUCGUCGUUAGAUCAAUUUUUAUGAAAUCAGUUUAGCCACAAGUUUGAGGUUUAAUUUCAUUUUUAAAUAUCUCCACCUACGAUUAAAUCCUAAAUAAAAUUUGUAUGAUAAUUUAGUCGUGAUCAAUGUAUUAUAUAUAAUUAUACUAACGUGACAACCAAAUCAAGACUGUAUAUUUUUAUAAAUGAUUCUAUUCAUUGUUCAAUUCCGCGAUAAGUUAUUGUUACUGGCAAUUAGUUAUUAUCGCUCUGUCAUAAUUAUUGUCUAUACACGGAGUCUGCAGCACAGGCUUUUAACUUAUGAUGAGAAAAAGUUGCCUUCUAGAUUUACUGCUUAUUAGAAUAGGGCUGACGUAUUGCUGUUACAUUUGACAAAUUGCUCUGUCAUUCAUUCAAGAUCGCAAGCAACAUUAAAAUACGGACUGUCUAUGCAUAUAUAAUACAUGAGUAAUAUCCUGGCAUUCUUCGAUUUUGGUGUAAAUUUUUUAUGCAUAGUUUAUGGUCAAGUGGAGUUUCAACUGCAAACAAAGGUGCAGAUGUUUAAAUUACGACUCUGGAUCACAUGUCAAAUUGCUCCACUGCGCCCUGACGAUAUAAUUUAAAAUAUUGUAAAGUCAAAUUUAUAUCAAGUUAAGCGUGAGAAAUUUGUAAGAAAAUCUGACGAUCCAAGGACCCCAGCUUAGCAAAACUAACACAGCACGUCUGCAAA
Molecule: messenger RNA, 2373 nt
Organism: Diprion similis
Lineage: Eukaryota; Metazoa; Arthropoda; Insecta; Hymenoptera; Diprionidae
Gene: elgi
Product: E3 ubiquitin-protein ligase NRDP1
Exons: 4
Coding region: 170-1123 (317 amino acids)
Biological process (GO): protein K63-linked ubiquitination; positive regulation of JNK cascade; regulation of canonical NF-kappaB signal transduction
Cellular component (GO): plasma membrane signaling receptor complex
Molecular function (GO): metal ion binding; ubiquitin protein ligase activity
Source: RefSeq, a predicted model, not a curated record